AUGGCCAACCUCCAAUCGAUACCACGCUUUCUCCUGCCCCGGGGCCCUCUGCUCCUGCGACCCCAAGCCCGCGCAUUCCUCCCGUUACCCUCCCCCACGAGCGCCCGCCAUGCGUCCAUUACCCCCAAAGGUCUCUCAGAAGAAUUCCGAAGACGGCGGGAAGCACAGCAAAGCAAAGGAGCACCCGUAAUACCACAGCCCGACAAAUACCGACCGCCAUCGCACAGCAAGCGCGCCCCGAACCGCAACCUCGAGAACAAGAUCUAUGGCGCGCCCGUAUCCGAGGAAGACAAGAAGCGCAUGGCGACGAAGAAAUACCCCAACAUGAUGAGUCCCGAGGGCACCUUCUCGCAUUGGUUCCUGCACAACCGGGCCAUCCAUCUCUGGAUAACAAUGGGCAUACUCGUCUCCCUCGCCAUAGCAGCAUGGUACAUGGACUUUAUCUCCAAGACCGUCUUCGCCCACUUGCUCCCCUCGCGCAAAGAUUUCCUGCGACAUCCCUUUGAAUCGUCGUCGAGAUUCAUUGAGGUCUACAAGAUGCAUAUGGAGCAGACGUCGCAGCAGUACCAGCAGCAGAGGCUGAAGAAGGCGGAGGAGGUUGAGAAGAGGAAGCAGUAUCGGUUGGAGAGGAUGAGGGAGGCUGAGCUGAAGGGCGAGGAGUAUGUCGAGGAUCCGAGGUAUUAUGUUGGGGAGGAUGGUGUUAGGCGGAGGAGGGUUAAGAGGUGGUUUGGUAUCUGGGAGUGA
Alternaria incomplexa is the source of this 744-nucleotide messenger RNA. RefSeq lists its product as uncharacterized. Bases 1 to 744 code for a protein of 247 amino acids. Lineage: Eukaryota; Fungi; Ascomycota; Dothideomycetes; Pleosporales; Pleosporaceae. The transcript has 2 exons. The record is from RefSeq and is a predicted model, not a curated record.